AUGCAGGUAGCUCGCGCGUGUUCUCCCAGGCGGAGCUGCGGCGGGCCACCAAGGAGUGGCAGGCAGGGAGGGGCACAAGCAGAGUCACUUCCACUUCCCCUCCUUUUCUCCCCUUCUCCCACUACAGGCAGCUCACGCGUGUUCUCCCUGGCAGAGCUGCGGCGGGCCACUGAGGACUGGCAGGCGGAGAUCGGCUCGCGGGUGUUCUCCUUGGCGGAGCUGCGGCGGGCCACCAAGGACUGGCAGGCGGAGAUCGGGCGGGGCGGGUAUGGCAGUGUGUACAAGGCCGUGCUCAAGGACAAGACGGUGGUGGCUGUGAAGCGGCUGGAUGUGGUGUCGGACCAGGGUGACAGGGAGUUCAUUCGAGAGGUGGAGCUGCUCUCACGCGUGCACCACCGCCACCUGGUGAAUCUCCUGGGCUUCUGUGCCGAGAAGGAGGAGCGUGCUCUCGUGUACGAGUACAUGGGGCUGGGCUCGCUGUUCGACCACUUGCAUGGCCCCAGCGCCAAAGAGACUCCCCUCUCGUGGGAUUCGCGCAUCAAGAUCGCCAUUCACGUGGCGCUCGGCAUUGACUACCUGCACUAUGGUGCCGACCCGCCUCUUAUCCACCGCGACAUCAAGUCAGGCAACAUUCUCCUAUCUGAGGAUGGUCUAGCCAAGGUUGCAGAUUUCGGCCUGUGCAAGGAGGUGCCGGUGGACGUGACGCCAGAGGGCCAGCCGCAGCUGCUGCCGCCCACCACGGCGGUGCGGGGGUCGUUUGGGUACCUGGACCCCGAGUAUGUGAGCACGUCGCUGCUGACAGACAAGAGUGACGUGUACAGCUAUGGGGUGGUGCUGUUGGAGCUACUCAGUGGCAAGUACGCGAUUCACGAGAAGCAGCCUCUCGCUUACUGGGCGGAGGAGUAUCUAAUGGACAGCGAGCGCCUGGGGGAGCUGCUGGACCCGUCUCUGGGCAGCGACUACGACCUGCAUGAGGCGCAGAUUCUGUGUGACAUUGCCAGGAGCUGCGUGCAGGACCGCUCUGCAGACCGGCCGGCCAUCAGGGACGUGGCGCAAGCGCUGGUGGAGCAUCUGGGGCGUGUGGUGGUGCUGCCCUCCUCCACCGCCUCCUCCGAAUACAGCUAUGGCUACUCUUAUGAUGACUACGGCUCGCAGCAGCCUUUUUUUUCGGGCAGCCUGCCGGACACCUCGGGCAGCUACGCGGGGGAUUCGCCAGGGAACCCGGUUGCUGGUGGUGGUGCGAAUGGUGGUGCGGGCCUCCUGUGCCCAUUGGGGCGCAUGAGGGCACGGUGUGAGGGGGCUUGGAGGGACGUUCCUUCAUUCCACGUGAUGUGCUAUGGGGGGUCAAUGUUAUGGUAG
This is a messenger RNA of Closterium sp. Yama58-4, 1359 nucleotides long. Lineage: Eukaryota; Viridiplantae; Streptophyta; Zygnematophyceae; Desmidiales; Closteriaceae. The record is from the annotation of a GenBank genome assembly.